Messenger RNA from Oryzias latipes (Japanese medaka), 7454 nucleotides. RefSeq names its product nucleolar protein 4-like a (gene nol4la). The record is from RefSeq and is a predicted model, not a curated record. Lineage: Eukaryota; Metazoa; Chordata; Actinopteri; Beloniformes; Adrianichthyidae.
UUGAGCUUUAUAUUCAGCCAAAAAUGAGUCAAAGUUGUGCUUAUUUCCUGAUUUCAUCUUUAGUUUGUGUGUUUAUGAGGAGAUUCAAACAGGUGUGAGGAGCUGAGAGGUCCCAGGUGGCGCAUGUUGGUCGGUCGUGGCCAUUGCCGAUAGGAGUAUCUUUUUUUUUUUCAGGGUGAAGCAACGCUCAUCCGAAAAUAGUGUUGGCUGUUAGAAAGUAGGUCGAUAGGAAACGAAAGGCACGCUUGUUUCCCCGCUUUUGUCUGUGUGUUCUUUGUUGUUUUAGGCGAAUGUGUGCGUUUUUUUUUUCAGAGCCCACCCUUGUGCGGAGCGUUUUGCGCACAGGUGGGAGAAAGGCGCUCAGCAUAGGACAGCCCCCCACCUCCUGAUGAUGAUGUGAGGAAGUGACAUUUUUUCCCCCGCCGCGACUCGGGACAGCACGGCUCAUCUGCAAACAGGUGUUCCGCUCUCCGGCCCAUUCGGAGGCGUGCGCUCCAGAACCCCCCGAACCGAGCCUCGGACGCUUGACAGUAGGGGAGCAGGGAGAAGAGGAGGAGGAGGAGGAGGAAGUCUGCUCUUUAUUAGCCUGGGCCGUUUGAACGGGAUCAGACGGAGGGAGAGGGAGAGGGGGAGCAAUGGCAACGAAAAAGGCGUGCGUGGUGGAUGCGGGCAGAAGGAGCCGGAGUCCAGUCGUGCUGGAGGCUGAGAUGUUCCGAGAAUUUCAGGACUGGUGCCUCCGAACUUACGGAGACUCCGGCAAAACAAAGACGGUCACCCGGAGAAAAUACAACAAAAUCAUGCAGACACUGUUGCAGAACGACGAGUCGGACGGCGUGUACGUCGACAACAGCCACAUCAACGCCAAAUUCAAAUUCUGGGUGAAGUCCAAAGGGUUCCAGGUCGGGACCAACGUCCUGGGGGAGCACAACAAGAAAGGAGCGCCGGGAAAACCCGUUCUCUACGUCCCGGUUAAGUCAACGUGUUCCGACGGGAACUCAGCCCAGGAGAACUGCUCCCUGAAGCGCGUGGCUGUUGUCGAGGACUUCUUUGACAUCAUCUAUGCCAUGCAUGUGGAGAUGGGUGCCGACCCAGGAAGAGCACCCAAGCACGCCGGCCAGAAGAAAACCUACAAAGCAAUCGCAGAGACCUACGCCUUCCUGCCUAGAGAGGCGGUCACUCGGUUCCUAAUGAGCUGUGGAGAGUGUCAGAAGAGGAUGCACAUUAACCCCAGCGCCGCAGAGUUCAAAGAAAAUGACAGACCAUCAUCUCUGGUCCCGGACCUCAUUGAUUACAACAUGCCUCUCACUGCCACCUACCUGAAGCAAAUGAAGCUACAGUGCAUGACCACGGCGGAGAGGGAUGACAGUUCGGUGAGCAGCGAGGACAUGAACAACGCUGAGCCCACAUGGGUCGCAGCUGAUCAGCCCGCAGCGCCAGACCCGAGUCCACCUAACCGGGAGAGGAUCAGCAACCCGGCAGCCACCAUCAAGGAGGAGAAUGACGACGACUUCUCUGAGAGCGGCAGCGCCAACGGGCUGCCAGCUCUGACCUCCCCCGAGGCCCUGGGUGUUGGUAGCACCCCCCAAGAUGGUGGCGCCCCCUACGUGGAGGUGGCAGAGAAUGGCUUAAGCGCUCCCCUGGACUUCAGCACCACCUCGUCCUCGUCUUCAUCCGAAGAUCAGCAGCCCAUCAACCUGAGCGACAGAGUUUUGCCAGCAGGGAGCUCGCCCCCAAACCCGUACCCUCCGGAUCUGAGCAGGAAGCUGCCCCUCAAAACAGAGUUCACCAACAAGUCGCCUCCUUACAGCUCGGGGAGCUACGACUCAGUGAAAACUGACCUGAGCGUGAGCGCCGAGGACCUGACCUCUGCGAGGGCACAGAUGAUGGAUGAUGACGACGACGACCACGACGACCACGACGACAGCGACAAAAUCAAUGAUGCCGAGGGCAUGGACCCAGAGAGGCUGAAAGCCUUCAAUAUGUUCGUGCGUCUCUUUGUGGAUGAGAAUCUGGACCGCAUGGUCCCCAUCUCCAAACAGCCCAAGGAGAAGAUCCAGGCCAUCAUCGAGUCCUGCAGCCGCCAGUUCCCAGAGUUCCAAGAGCGCUCCCGCAAGCGCAUCCGCACCUACCUCAAAUCCUGCCGUCGCAUGAAGAAAGGCGGCUUUGAGAUUCGACCCACACCUCCCCACCUCACCUCUGCCAUGGCCGAGAACAUCCUCGCUGCUGCCUGCGAGAGUGAAACCCGGAAUGCUGCCAAGAGGAUGCGACUGGACAUCUACCCAGUGACGGAGGAGCCCAUUACUGUUGACAAAUCCGUCUCAAGGGAUGCGGCCCCUGUGGCGCCAUCAGGGUUCUCCAUCGCCAGCGCAGCUUUUGCCCAAGACCAGCUCUACACCAACGGAGGCCUCAACUACAACCUGCGGGGAUACAGCAGCAUCAGCAGCAACCAGCAGAACUCUGGUCCUGCACAAACAAACGGCCCCACAGAUUUAAGUAUGAAGUCGGUGGGACUGAACUCCUCCUCCAGCUCCAACAGUCACGGUCAGGGAGGCGGAGGCGGUGGAGCGUCGGCCCAGCUCAGCCCUCCGGAGGUGACGGCAGUGAGGCAGCUCAUUGCAGGCUACCGGGAGUCCGCGGCCUUCCUGCUCCGCUCCGCAGAUGAGCUGGAAAACCUGAUUCUGCAGCAGAACUGAGCCAAACUGUGCCAACAACUCCCCCCGCCCCCACUUCCGCCCAGUCAGCCUGUCUGUCUCUGUGCACCACACACAUUUGGCAGACUCUCAUACGCAAAGACACAGUUGUUGAAGAAUGAUCCUUCAGCGCACUGGGGGGCCUGUAGGUGUGGUACCCCUACUGGUUCCCACAGGUGUACUGGGUCGGAUUGACAGGCUGAAAACCGUUUCUUUAUGCAUUUGGCUCACUUUGACCUUAGUGCCCUGUUUUGUGUAGCCAUUAUUCACUUCAUUUUUUGCCACCAGAACCUCCAUUUGUCUCAGGAAAGCGACUUAGGUGAAAAAAGUGCAUUAGUUCACAGUCUAAGAUACUGAAUUAGCUGAACUAAUUUCACCAAACCGUCGUUUGUGCAGACCUGUGGACUAAACGCUUAGUAAGAAAAAAGAAAAAAAAGAAAAAGCGCAGUGGAUGAGCACCAUUAUUUCUUUCUAUUUUUACACUCCUGUAAAAUAUGCUGUACAGUGGCAUGAUUUGAUUGGGUUGACCGAAUCAAGUCAUUUCUAAAUUGCUGCUAAAAGAUGUGGCAGCCUGCCACUGACCUGUUAACCUCAAUGGCUCCUGCCUGAUGUGCUGACUUACUCAUGCACAGAGAAAAAUGACUCUAAAAAAACUAAAUCAAAUUAAACAUCAAGAGAAAAGCAAAACAGAACAGCAUUAUUUAUCUUUUUAUUCUCAGACUUCAACAGGAAGAACAGAUCUGUCGAAAUUGAAAUUGUGCAUGGUUGCCGUGGUUUCCAAACACUUCUUUUGUUUACUUUACUCUGAUUCUCUCCGCGCUUAGUCAUUUCCUAAAAAGGUGGAAGGCCUUUUUAUGGGUAUGCAAGUGAAGGCACCUGUCAGGGAAACUAUGAGUACAAUGCUGGAGUUUAGAACCAGUCCUACUGGAGGAAGGGGAAAAAAGGUGCAAUAUUGAUGAUAAUCAGAAAAGGUUCAGACGAAGGCAUCUUCAGAGGGUGAUGCUUCACCACAAUCCUCCACUGCUGAGACAGUCGAGUUGUAAAAAGAAAUAUCCCAUGCAGCAUUGUAGCCAAUUUCAAUGUUGUUCGUUGUGAAUACUAACCUCGUAACUGAGGCACUUUCCUGUAUUGGGAUUUGUGGUGACAAAAAAAAAGGGACCUGAUAGAAGAGUGAGACUCGGUGUUGCACGUCUUUAUUCAUUUAUUCAUCGUUUUUAUUUUUUAAUUUAAGGUGUUAAGUAUGUUAUUAUUGUUAUUUUUUUUUUUUUUAAAAAGGCACAUGCAGAGGCAUGCAGACGGUGAGGGUAGGAGGGAGGCGGCCGUCUGCCUGUCAUCUCCCUCAGAGCUCAGCGGCGUACAGCCCCUCAAUCCCAUCUCCACUUUCCUCUCAAAGUCUGAGCACACUGUUUCCGAAAAAUGCAACAGACAAUCUUAGAAAACUCGCAUCACAGUUUACUCCCCCCAGCUUUCUGCUAUGGUGUUUGCAUGGGUGUGUGUGUGUGUGUUUGAGGACACACAAAGUGAUCUAGAGCACAGUCUCACAACUUUCACGGGUGAGCACAAAACUGUUUGCUUCAUGGCUUCGUUGGUGUGCUGGUGUUGUGUUUGUGUGGAACUGGAGUUUGUACGUCAGCGGUUCGUGAGGAUUUUAAUUCAAUGUAACAAACAACGGCUCCUCAAGCGCCUGAACGCACCACAUUAAGUUCAGAAAGAUGGAUCUUUGACUUUUUUAGUUUUUCAUUCCUUUAAUCCAGAUUAUUAUUACUGUGUGCAGUUUUUUCCAUUUCAUAAUUGAGUAUUUUCAUCAGUCACAUUACACCUCUCCUGUUUAUUACAAGUUGGGAGGUACUUUAUGGCUCAGGAUCAAGGCACAAAAAUAUUCAUCACUUAAACAAAAUUAUUUAAAAAAAAAGAAGAAAAAGACAAGUUCAUCUUUAAAAUUACAACAACAAAAAACAACGUUUUAAAUUUAUCUUAGUUAAUCUGAGAGGUGUUUACAUGACAGAAGCUCAAAGGAAAGUCUGAACCGGAUCACCUGAAAGGUACACAAAAUUCAUCUGAGGUAGAUCUAAGACAAAAGAAAGUCAAACUAGAUAAAAAAACAAGAGUUACAGCUCCGACUGUGGAAGUGUUGGUUUUAUAAAGGAAAUGCACCAGAUGGGUUUGAGAAAAGACACAAACUUCUGCCUUCAGGAUUGUGUGUUUGAUAAAGAUUUAACCUCUACGAUCCCUUUCUUUCUAGGCAGCAUAACUUCUAAUCAUACAUCUAGAAAUAAUUGCAAAGAAACAGUAAAAUAGACAUAUUUUGUUAACACAUCCAAGCGUUUUUCAUCUCAUUUAUUAGGAUUCUCCAUUACUUUCCCUUCAUUUCCUUUUUUCUUAACCAGAUUUGAAAGUUUCUAGUAAAUAAAAAUACUUUCUGAAUCUGCCAGUAAGGGUUAAUAUAGGGUUUUCUGUUGCAAAACAUCAAAUACUUAUGACUUGUUCAGUCAGGGAAUACAUUUCAAGUUUAAUGCUUUUUCAAACGACAAUAUUCCAUUUUUAGAAAAUCUGCCCUCGUUAGCUAAGAAUGCAGGUUUUACCAAAUCAAAAUCAAUGUUACAAAGACUCUUUCUGCAUUUUUUGAUCAGCAUCUGGUGAAGACCAAAAAAGGUUCUGAAACAGGGUCAGAUUUUACUUUCUGGAUUAAUUUCUGUUUCUUUAAAGUCCACACCAAAGAGAUUAAUUCACCUUUACAGAUUAUUGAGGCUCUAAACGUUUUAGUACUUCCUGGUUUUCCAUUUUACUCCCCAAUCUGUGAAAAGCUAUUCGUUAACAUGUAGAGCAUCAGCCUCCAUGUUUUCUGAAGGGGUGCCUUAAGGAGACAGCGACUGAAAGUAGAUCCUAUCAGAUGGUCAGGAUGUGCUGCAGCACUGACCACUGGGUUUAUCCUUUACAAGAGCCAAACGCUGUCGCUGAAGUAAAGUCAUGAGCCCAAAAAGGUUAUUCGUGGUUCCCCGAAGUAGAAUCUGCCUGAAUGAAUCCCCCCUGUGGGCUCCAACAGAACAAGUGUGGUGGCGUCCUCCUGUCUUCCUCCAGUCUGGUUGUUUGUUUCUGUAGCCAUGGCAGAACCUCUCUGAACCCUCCUCAACAUCCACCCCCUCACAACGCUUGCUGAUCGAUGUUCCGUGUUCGCUGAGCUUACAUUGGAGCCGUGUGCUGGAGUUACUGUGACAAAUGACAACUUCUGGUUGUCAUGAGGUUGUUUUGGGGAUUUUUUUUUUCUGUUUUCUAAUGACUCCCAAUGAAUUCUUUCUCUUUCUCUCUCGUUUUUGAGUGGACAGUGUAAUCUAUUGUUGUUGAAAAUGCCCUGGUAGCUUGUGGAUUGCUAAAGUGGUCAGAUAAAUGUACUGUAUAGCUGUACAAAGAGUGAUAAACCUGUUUUUCUUUUCUCGUUUUUUUUUUUAAUGUGGGUACAGCACUGUUAAAAAAAAUCAAAGUGGUUCUAGCCCUUUGCCUGUUUUAACUUAUCAUUUUGUGAUGGUCUGUAUUACUUCUAUUGUUAUUUAAAUGAUUUGACUGGUUGCCUCUCCUGCACCGGUGAGAGACUGUGGCUCUGUGCAGGGGUUCGUACUGUAAACCUGUGUGAAACUUUGUAUUUUCCCCUUUGGUUUUGGACUCAGUGAAAGUGUGAUGUUUACAUGUACAGUUUUUCAGAAUACUUUGUGUUGUUUUGUUUUUUUGGCAUUAUAUUCAAAGGAUCCCGCCCCCCUGAUCUGUGUACAUUUACCUAGAUAUUUUUUGUCGUCGUUUCAUCGCAUCAGAUGCAGAUGUGACCUCUUUGACUCCUGCCUCGCAUGGUCGGACUGUGCCGUUACAGCUGUCUGUGGUCGGCUCAGGCGUUGUAGUGGCUUUGAGCAUUUACAAAAGAAAAAAGGAAAAAAAAGGUAACAUUAAGUAAAAAGGGGGCGUCACAACUUCUCAAAGUGGACCAGCGAAUACUUACCAAGGUUGAAGAUGACGCCAGUCGUCGGAUUCAGAAUCCUUUAGUGGCCUAAAUGGAGAACGACGGCGUGCAGAUGCAUUUAUUAAGCUUUUAAGUGCUAAUUAUCUCCUGGCGGCGAUGUCAGGGGCAGCUCCCAUUGACUCAACCGGUACCCCAAAAGGUACACUUUGACCUGUUGUUCCAUCUCCUCGGUAACACAAAAGCCAUUCCCCUCUCCUGGCCUUUUAAGGGGAACCCAUAAACCUCAGGAAAUAGUGAAUCUCCAAGUUUAGUUUUAUCCACUAAUUUCUUCUGAAAUUAGAAUUAAGUCUCUAACAAAAAAACCAUUAACAUUUAUAUGAGAUGUCUAUUGUUUUGUACAUUUAUCAUUGUGACUAAAGUGGAGCUUUUUCCAGUACCUGUGACUUAAUAUUUUUCCUUUUUUAUUUCCUCCUUUUUUUUUUUCUUUUUUUUUUGGAGUGUUUAUAAGUAUGGAUAUGUAUUAUUAUAUGUGAAACAACAAAAAGACAAAAGAAAAGGUUUGACCUGUUUCAUUUGUAUGUUUCAUGCAAAACUGUCCAGGUGAGAUUUUCUCUGCCUCUUACAUAUCACUAUUGAGGGACCUGUGUUUGUUUGGAAAUGGCGCUUUUUCAGUGUUGCAUCAACGCUAUGACAAAAAAGACAAAAAACAGAAAAAAUAAAUAAAAAGUGGUUUACCAACAGCAGAGUUAAAAAGCUCUCCUCUUCUCCUGAGAUGUCAGUAAUUGAAUAAAAUAGUGCGAUGAGCUAUCAAACUCAGA